CUGGCGCGCCACUGCUUGCAGUGCAGCAAUGCGCGCCGCAGCCAGUGCGGGCUCCAGCGGAGCCGCCGGGGCAGCAACGGAUGCCAGCGGACGCCCCACGCGCGGCGCUCCCGCCCAGUCGCCCUGGCUCUUCGACCGGCAGACGGUCGAGAAUGCGCCGUCGCGCAGCUGGUUUCUGCAGCGCGCCAACGGAGACGAGGUGCAGGCGAGAAAGAAGGAGGAGGAGUACCGGAUCGGCUCUUGCCAGUUCAUCCAGGACUCGGGCCGGGCCCUGAGAAUGCCGCAGCUGACGAUCGCGACCGCGCUCGUCUUUUACCACCGCUUCUACGCCUUCAAGUCGUACGAGCACCACGAGCGCUUUGUCCUCUCGACGACAGCGCUCUUCCUGGCGUCAAAGGUGGAGGAGACGCCGCGCAAGCUCAAGGACGUGGUUGGGGAGGCGCUCAAGAACUGGAACAAGCACGUCAAGGACUACCGCGUCCCCGAGCCCGAGUCUCGCGAGGUGCACGAGCUCAAGGAGAAGGUGCUCGUCACCGAGCGGAUUCUGCUGCAAACCAUCGGGUUUGAUCUCUCCAUCGAGCACCCGUACCGGCCGCUGCUCGCCUACGUCAAGUCGAUCACGGGGACGCGCGACCUGGCGCAGAUUGCGUGGAACUUCAUCAACGACUCGUACCGCACCACCGCAUGCCUGCAGUACUCGCCGCGGUUCGUGGCCGCCGCGGCGCUCACCCUGGCUGCCGACCGACUGACUCGGCAAGGCAAGGCGGUGCAGCUUCCGAAUCUGCACAAGUCGUUCGAGGUGCACGAGGACGGGGUCCACGCGACCAUGCGUCUCCUGCGCGUCAUCUACGACGAUAAGCGCAAGGGCGGGGGCGGCGAGUCGGGCGCCGCAAACGCGGCCGCCGCCGCCAAGGCGGAGGCUCCCGCAGCAGUCAAGACGGAGGCUCCGGCCGCGGCGGCCGCGCCCGCAGCAACUGCCCCUGCAGCUGCCCCUGCGGCGGCGCACGCGCGAACAGAGCAAGCAGCAGCCCCUGCAGAGCCGCGGCAGGCGGGGAGGCAGCCGGUGGAGGCGGGCGGCGCCGCGGCGGCGGUCAAGACGGAGGCUCCCGCUGCGGCGCCCGCCGUCGCCAACGGGGCGGUCGGAGAGAAGAGACCGUUUUCGCUGCUGGGCUUCACGGUCGCACUCCUUGGCUCCGCAGCAGUGGUUGGUCAGGUCAAGAUGCGGCUGCCUCCGCGGAAACAAUCAUGCAUCCGCGUGCUCAGCGUCGACGGCGAGACGGCAGCGGCGCUCGCGGUUGCCUGCGACAAGGCGUGGCGUGAUUCAUCAUCAGGUUUGCACUGGCACAUCACCCGGUGCAAGUACGAUGCCGCGGCGGGGCGAUGCACGGCGGGCGACAGUUUCGUGUGCGAGCCAGACGCGUUCUUCCGACCAAUCGCCGACGCUGCUCGCAACGGACAGCUGGCCGCCGUCUCGAUGCUCAACGGCCGGUUUGCUCUCUCAAAAGCUGACGUGGGUGUGCAGCUCCAAGGCGCGGGCCUACCAGUGCACAUGUGCGAGCGAUCCGAUUGCCAGCUGCGGCCGAUGAUCUCCACCUCGCUCAUCGGGCGCGGGCACCACCGCAUAUUUCUCAAGGGUGGCCGCAACGCGUGCGAGCCGAUGCCGCAGUGCCGCUCCUCGCGGGUUGGGCUCGUGCUCUCUCCGGCGGCGCUGCAGGAGCGAUUGCGAUGCAGCUACCCGAGCGACGGCCGCACCAAUGCGAAGGCGCAGCACAACCCCUUCAGCUGGAACGAGGUGGUUUUUGACGGCACCGGCUACGAGACGCCGCGCCCGCCGCUCAUCCUCGCCUUCCUGGAGGAGCUCUCGCACGCACGCGAGCUACACACACAAUAUGUGCAGCGCUACCCGGAGGCAGCCUCGGUGCCGCUCGUGCAGUACCACGAGUACGACGACCGGCCGUUCGAGCUUGUUUAG
Messenger RNA from Emiliania huxleyi CCMP1516, 1972 nucleotides. RefSeq lists its product as hypothetical. Gene Ontology annotation, cellular component: cyclin/CDK positive transcription elongation factor complex; nucleus. Bases 29 to 1972 code for a protein of 647 amino acids. Gene Ontology annotation, molecular function: cyclin-dependent protein serine/threonine kinase activator activity. Gene Ontology annotation, biological process: regulation of transcription by RNA polymerase II; positive regulation of DNA-templated transcription, elongation. The transcript is spliced from 11 exons. NCBI's taxonomy places the organism in Eukaryota, Haptophyta, Isochrysidales, Noelaerhabdaceae. The record is from RefSeq and is a predicted model, not a curated record.